Molecule: messenger RNA, 1206 nt
Organism: Ruditapes philippinarum (Manila clam)
Lineage: Eukaryota; Metazoa; Mollusca; Bivalvia; Venerida; Veneridae
Exons: 1
Coding region: 1-1206 (401 amino acids)
Source: RefSeq, a predicted model, not a curated record
AUGUCAACCAUUCCAUGUAGCGAUAGAGCUGUUGACCUGGAUCUGAACUAUGACACUUUGCCAAUUGAUCGCGCAUUAGGUAUUCAGUGGUGUGUAGAAUCUGACAAGGUCUGUUUCAAAAUUAACAUUAAGAACAAACCAUUAACGCGACGCGGUAUGCUCUCUAUGCUAAGUUCCGUAUAUGAUCCGCUUGGCUUUCUGGCUCCGUUAAUGUUACAUGCCCAAAACAUACUCAAGGUUCUCUGCGCAUCGAAUCUAGGCUGGGACGACCCAGUUCCUGAUGAACUAGCGGAAAGAUGGGCUCUCUGGAUCAAUGACAUGUACAAAUUGUCCGAAUUCUCAGUGACUAGAUGCCUAAAACCAGCAGGUUUCGGUGAGGUAAAGUCGGCUACCUUGCAUCACUUCUCGGAUGCUAGUGAGAUUGGCUACGGUAUCGUCAGUUACAUAAGAUUACUCAAUAAAGAUAAUCGUGUUCACUGUGCCUUUGUGAUUGGCAAAUCACGCGCUGCUCCAAUGAAGCAAAUAACAGUACCUAGAUUGGAGCUUACGGCAGCGACAGUCGCGGUGCGAACUGACAAAAUCUUAAAGUCAGAAAUUGACAUUAAAUUAGACGAAUCUGUGUUUUGGACAGAUAGUAUGGCUGUACUACGGUAUAUUGAAAACAAUUCUGCAAGGUUCCAGACCUUUGUGGCUAACAGACUUUCUGUGAUUCAUGAUGAUUCAAAUCCUGAGCAAUGGCGCUAUAUUCCAACCAAGAUAAAUCCUGGCGAUAUUGCCUCCAGGGGCAUAACGGUAGACGAGUUAAACAAGAGCUGGAUCAUAGCACCAGACUUCCUAUGGAAAGAUGAAAGUGAAUGGCCCGCAGAUCGCGUGAACCAAACGAUAUCAAAUGACCAUCCAGAAAUAAAAAAGGUUAAUUUUGUGAAAUCUCGCGCUGACAACGUACUGUCACCAGCUGCACGUGAAGUGCUCGAUAAACUGAUGUCAUAUUUCUUAUCGUGGUAUAAACUGAAAAGUGCUGUAGCAUGGAUCUUAAAGAUUCGCAAGAAACUUAUUCACAGAGCUAAGAUAAAAGGGGUUGGUGUUGCAGUUCCUAACAUUAGUGAAAAGAUACCACAUGUCACGGUUGACGAUCUUAAGCAUGCGGAAAUGAGUAUUUUACGUUACACCCAGAAAUGUGCUUUUCGGAAGAAAUUGAAACACUGA